AUGAGAGCGACUGAGCUGGCGAUAGUAUUAGGAUGGGAGUACAACGACUGGCAAGGAAUAUGCAUAAGAAAGCUAAUGAUAAAUACCGAAAAGAAAAAUCUAGCGGACGGUAAACUUACUUGGGGAUCCAUGUCUAUCGAGGAGUUUAAAGCCAUAGAAUGCUACGAUAAGGUGGCUGAAGACACAGAAAACGGUAUUUGGUUAGCUCAUCAACAGAGACCUAUGAGAUCGCUAAUAAUUAUUCUCAUCCUACUGAUCGCUCAAAUUGUGAUAUGUCGCAGAGCAAAAAGAUGCAGAAAAAACGAGGUUUAUGACGAAUGCUUCAAUAUACGAUGUGAAGCCAAAUGUAAAGAUCGUAACCCCAUUUGUACUCUGGAAUGCGGGCCAGGUGGAUGUAAAUGCAGAGCAGGCUAUUUUCGAAACGAAAAAACAAACAGAUGCGUGCGAAAGUGUUGA
Molecule: messenger RNA, 456 nt
Organism: Necator americanus (New World hookworm)
Lineage: Eukaryota; Metazoa; Nematoda; Chromadorea; Rhabditida; Ancylostomatidae
Exons: 6
Coding region: 1-456 (151 amino acids)
Source: RefSeq, a predicted model, not a curated record